AUAUGUUUCUAUUUUUAAAAUUCCAAAUUCCUUAUAUUUAUACGUGAACAUACAUACAAAAAAAUAUAUUUACAAUGGCAACGUUGUAGAAUACUGUAGAACCGGCAUUUUAGUUUUCUAUGCAUUUCAGUCCGAACUAUUUUAAGACAGUGUCAUAGAGAACAAGUGGAAUUCAUAAGGUUUAGAAAAUGGAACUAUUACAACUACAUUUACAAAGAAUAAAAGUUCCCACACAACAUGAUAAAGUCCACAAAGAUGAGUGUGUCUAUAGCUUUGAUAAUCCGGAGACACCCACUGGGUUAUAUGUCAGUUUGUCUACUUUCAUUGGAUUAGGUCAAGAUUAUGUUGAACAUUAUUAUUCAAGAACAGGAGAUGCAGUUUUCUUGCAUUUACGUAGAGAAAAAGAAGAGGUUUCCUCACCACAACAGGGAGAUGGUCCAGAAAAGAAAAUAACCAGGUUGGCAAUUGGAGUUGAAGGAGGAUUUAACACUGACUCUGGAAAAAAAUAUAAAUAUACAGAUAUCUACAAUGUAGUUGUCCUACCAAGUUUUACAACACUUGCCUGGCCAGAUAAUAAUUUGCCUGAAAUUGUUAAACAAUCAGUACAAGCUCUUUUGGAUCUACCAUCAGCUAGUAAACUUGCUGAACUGGAAGCACUGAGUGGCACCUGGGAUGGUGAAGCUAGAAUGGUGUCUAAAUAUGCAAGUAACCUUACCCAAUUGGACAAUGGGAUUAAAAUUUCUCCAUCUGGUUGGAAAUGUGAAAAGUGUGAUAAGACUGAAAACUUAUGGUUGAAUUUAACUGAUGGUUCUAUAUUAUGUGGUCGAAAAUUCUUUGAUGGUUCAGGUGGUAACAACCAUGCAGUAGAACAUUAUAACAACACCCAUCAUCCACUGGCUGUUAAAUUGGGAACUAUUACCAAAGAUGGUAAAGGGGAUGUCUUUAGUUAUCCUGAAGAUGACAUGGUGGAAGAUCCUAAUUUAAUUCAGCAUUUGGCACAUUGGGGUAUAAACAUUCAGAACAUGGAAAAAACUGAAAAGUCGAUGGUUGAACUUGAACUUGAGCUUAAUCAAAAAACAAAUGAAUGGGCAGCCAUUCAGGAAAGUGGUAUGCCUUUAAAACCAAUUUAUGGCCCUGGUUAUACAGGAAUGGCAAACAUGGGUAAUUCCUGUUAUUUGAACAGUGUGAUGCAGAUGCUUUUUAGGAUUCCCGAUUUCAUUAAAAAAUAUUACGACGGUCGUGAAGAAAUAAUCAACCAAUGCAGUGGUGAUCCCGCGGAAGACUUUAAUGUUCAAAUGUCCAAACUGGCGUUUGGGUUGUUGUCAGGAAAGUAUUCAAAUCCACCUCCAUCUGAAGAUGAAGAAUUGCCUGGUAUAUCUCCUUUUAUGUUUAAAAGUUUGAUUGGUCGCGGACAUCCGGAAUUUUCAACUAAAAAACAACAGGAUGUAGAAGAGUUUAUGUUACAUUUCCUCACAAUUCUUGAGCGAAACACGAAAAAUAGAGUCAAUCCUGGUGAAUGUUUUAAAUUUAAGGUGGAAGAAAGAUUUCAAUGUGGAUCUACCAAAAAAGUUAAAUAUUUAGAGAGAUCUGAACUUAUUCUGCCUUUGAUGAUACCAUUAGAAGCAGCAAUUAAUAAAGAAGAAGUGGCCGCCUAUGAAGCUAAAAAGGCUGAAGCAGAAGUCAGUGGUAAACGUUUGGAACCGGAGUCGCUAGUCAGACCAAAAAUUAAAUUUUUCUCCUGCUUGGAAUCUUUCUCCGAAUCGGAAGUAAUAAAUAAUUUUUAUAGUAGUGCUGCGGGACAAAAUGUUGUAGCGAGAAAAACAACACGAUUGGCCACGUUCCCAGAUUAUAUUCUGAUUCAGUUAAAGAAAUUCAUGCUUCGCGAGGACUGGGUACCUAUUAAACUCGACGUUUCUAUUGAGAUGCCUGAUGUACUGGAUUUAACACCUUUACGGGGAAAAGGACCUCAACCAGAUGAAGAAUUACUGCCAGAACCAGAAGUUCGUCCGCCUCCACCUGUGUUCGAUGAACGAAUGCUGUCUGAAUUAGUUGAUAUGGGUUUUCCACCAGAAGCUUGUAAACGGGCUCUAUUCUUCACCCAUAACAAUGGAGUGGAAGAAGCUGUACCAUGGUUGAUGAGACAUAUAACUGACUCAGACUUUGCUGACCCAUUUAUUCCACCAGGUACUGAAAGCAGUUCCUUCACACCAAAUCAAGAAGCCAUUGAAACACUUUCUUCUAUGGGCUUCACCAACGACCAAGCGAUAAAAGCACUGAAAGCUACUGAUAACAACGUAGAACGUGCUAUGGAUUGGAUUUUCUCGCAUCAAGAUGAACUGAAUGCAUCUAGUUCACCAAGUGGUGCUGUUCCUACUACCCCUGAGUUUAGAGAUGGAGAAGGAAAAUACAAAUUAGUUGGAUUUAUUUCUCAUAUGGGAACAUCCACGAUGGUCGGACAUUAUGUCGUUCAUUUGUUGAAGAAUGGACAAUGGGUUAUUUUUAAUGAUAAUAAAGUAGCAAAAUCUGAAAAUCCACCAAAGGAUUUAGGCUACUUGUAUUUGUACGAAAGACUUUAAUUAUUGUAUUUGUACUUUUUGUUUAUUUUUAUUAUUAAAUCAGAUUAUUCUA
This is a messenger RNA of Aethina tumida (small hive beetle), 2628 nucleotides long. It is a transcript of the gene Usp5, whose product is annotated as ubiquitin carboxyl-terminal hydrolase 5. NCBI's taxonomy places the organism in Eukaryota, Metazoa, Arthropoda, Insecta, Coleoptera, Nitidulidae. Bases 189 to 2576 code for a protein of 795 amino acids. The transcript is spliced from 10 exons. The record is from RefSeq and is a predicted model, not a curated record. Gene Ontology annotation, biological process: protein deubiquitination. Gene Ontology annotation, molecular function: zinc ion binding; protein binding; cysteine-type deubiquitinase activity.